Molecule: messenger RNA, 1310 nt
Organism: Oryza sativa Japonica Group (Japanese rice)
Lineage: Eukaryota; Viridiplantae; Streptophyta; Magnoliopsida; Poales; Poaceae
Source: RefSeq, a predicted model, not a curated record
GCUGCCUCAGCUUAAUUAUAGCCUUCCUCCUCCUCCUUUCCUCCCUCUCGAGGCCCAGGUGUUCGUCCGUGUCCUCUUCUCCACUCCACACACGCACACGCACAAGCCAAGCAGCAAGCAGCGGCGCCGAUGAGAGGAGGAGUAGCUGGGCCCACCGCCGGCGAGCCGCCGGGGACGGAGGCGGAGGCGGAGGAGGUGGAGGAGAGCUCAGCUGGGGACGACGAGGAGCUGGAGCUCGGGCUCAGCCUUGGCUCCAAGAAACAGCAGCAGCAGCAGCAUGCGCCGUGCCGAAUCCUGACGGCCAGGGACCUGCAGCCGGCGGCGGCGCUGUCACCGGACUCCUCCGUGUCGUCGUCAUCCCCCGCGGCGGCGGCGGCGGCGGGGGGGAAGAGGGCUGAGGGCCCCACCGCCACCACCUCGCCUGGGACGGUUGCUUCCGGCCAUCCACACAGCAGCUUUGGAGUGGUGGGAUGGCCACCGAUCCGACAGUUCAGGAUGAACAGCCUGUUCAAUCAGGCUAAAGAAAACACAUCUGAAACCGACACCAAGAAGACCGCCACCAAUGAAUCUGAUGUGCAGAAGGACAAGGAGGAGGGCGAAAAGAAAGGACGGGUUGCUGGAUGGGUGAAGGUGAACAUGGAUGGAGAGGUCAUUGGAAGGAAGGUGGAUCUCAAUGCGCACCGCUCAUACAAGACCCUUGCAUUAGCCCUUGAACUCAUGUUCACGAAGCCGUCCAUUGGCCUUUGCGCUUCUCAUAAUACAAACUCGCUGAAACUACUAGACAACUCUGCCGAAUACCAGCUCACCUACGAGGACAGGGAUGGUGACUGGAUGCUCGUUGGAGAUGUUCCUUGGGAAAUGUUUGUCAGCUCUGUGAAGAGGUUGAGGAUCAUGAGGACAUCAGAUGCGAAUGGUCUUGGUCAGCGAUACCAGGGAAUUCACAGAACCAUUGCUUCAACAAGAGGCAGAUCCUGAGAGCGUGUGACAAGGAAAAGAGCUAUACCGCUGGUGAAGCUUGGAGCGUGCUUGAUGGUUAAUUACUUGUCCAGUUAAAAUAGCAGAAGGCUAGUAAGAAAGAGCCACAGGGCUCACCCGGUUCUGUUAUAUUUUUGCCUUUGUGGUGCCUGUUUUUGUUUGCACUGUCGAUCUGCAAGAGCAUAUGGUCGCCUUGCUCUGCUUGCAUGUACAAGUAUGUCUUUCUAGUAGUUUUUAUGGUGUUUGAUGAUGAUCCUUGUGCCUACCUGAUUACUACUGACUCUUGCACAGCCUCACAAAUCUCUAUGAAUUAGCCCUGGAGUUUCAUUGAUUAA